Pogonomyrmex barbatus (red harvester ant) is the source of this 981-nucleotide messenger RNA. RefSeq names its product palmitoyl-protein thioesterase 2 (gene Ppt2). NCBI's taxonomy places the organism in Eukaryota, Metazoa, Arthropoda, Insecta, Hymenoptera, Formicidae. The record is from RefSeq and is a predicted model, not a curated record. Gene Ontology annotation, molecular function: thiolester hydrolase activity; palmitoyl hydrolase activity. Gene Ontology annotation, cellular component: lysosome.
AUUAGUCAGUUAGAGGUCAGGCUUGUGCAGCAUCAAAAAAUGAAUAGAUAUUCUGUGAUACAUAUUUUUCUAUUUUUAGUUUAUUUAUUAUUGUAUAAUGAAGCAAAACAAUAUCAUGCUGUGGUCAUUAUUCACGGAGUUCUCACUGGAAGCGAUAGCAUGGAACUCAUUAGUAACAGAAUUCAGGAGAUGCAUCCUGAUACUCCAAUCUAUAACACUGUCAGAUUUGCAGGUUGGAGUAGUUUGGAACCAAUGUGGCAACAGGUAGAGGAAAUAGGCAUGGAUGUACUUUCUAUAAGUGCUGCAUUUCCUGAAGGAAUUAAUUUAAUAGGUUACAGUCAGGGUGGUUUAUUAGCUAGAGCCAUAUUACAAAGAUUUCCCAUGCAUAAUGUCAGAAAUUUUAUUUCCUUGAGCUCACCGCAAGCGGGACAAUAUGGAACACGUUUCCUGCAUUUGAUUUUCCCAGAUCUAGUCUGUGAAACUGCUUAUGAACUUUUUUAUUCGCGACUUGGGCAACAUACCAGUAUUGGAAAUUACUGGAAUGAUCCUCACCAUCAGGAAUUAUAUUAUAAAUAUAGCAAAUUUCUACCAUUUGUGAACAAUGAAAUCAAUCUUUUCAAUAAUUCUGAUUAUAAAACAGGUCUAACCAAAUUGAAACGUAUGAUACUUAUUGGAGGCCCAGAUGAUGGAGUUAUCACUCCAUGGCAAAGUAGUCAUUUUGGAUAUUAUGAUAAUAAUAAUACUGUGAUAGAUAUGCAUGAUAGAUCUAUUUAUAAAGAUGAUGCGAUUGGAUUGAAAACAUUAGAUAAACAAAGUAAGCUAGAAAUCAUAACUGUCCCUGGAAUUCAUCAUUCUGAAUGGCAUAAAAAUAUUUCUAUAGUAGAUCAAUUCUUAUUACCAUAUUUAGAUUAAAUUUAAUAAAAUGAAUUUACAAGAUAGAAAUGUGCCAAAAUGUGUCAUAAUAGAAAAUUUAAGAAAUAU